Molecule: messenger RNA, 786 nt
Organism: Capronia coronata CBS 617.96
Lineage: Eukaryota; Fungi; Ascomycota; Eurotiomycetes; Chaetothyriales; Herpotrichiellaceae
Exons: 1
Coding region: 1-786 (261 amino acids)
Source: RefSeq, a predicted model, not a curated record
AUGGCCAUCAUUACUAGUCACCUUCCUCCCAUUUUCUAUGCGAUUGCCGCUAUCCUGAUAGGCACCGCUCUCAUCACAUACAUGCUCGAAAUCAUCAACGUGGACAUUACAGCACUCUUCCGCAGCAAGAAAGGAAGACUCGGCCAAUCUGCCUAUCAACCAAUCUGCGAGCGGUUCCUCAAGACUCUCGCCAUCUCAGACCCCACCCACCCUCCGUCUAUCUCCUCAAGUAUCUGUUCGCGUGGUUACCUUGAGACACUCCCUGUACGCUCAGGACCUCGCCCAACUGUGACGGGCAUCAGCCAACCUCGGCAAACCACACAGCUACCUUGCUUGGACAAAGAAGCUGAAAUACCAUCUCGCCUACGAGACGUCAUCACAGCCACCUGCGUCCGAUAUCCGACGACGACCUACCUGGGUAGCUCUACUUUCGAGAUCGAUGGCCCCGUUACACUCUAUGCACGUCAGCGCAUUUUCAACGAGACACAAUAUUACGGCGAGAUCCUCCGCGCUGACCGCGCUGGCGGUUUGAUCCAGUGCACCUUGCAUCCGUGUGAUGUGAAGACCGUAAUUGAGAAGGGCUGGGGGCAGCGCCAUCCACUCACUACGCGUCUGGCAUCUUGGUUUGCCAUGCACGAAGCCCACAUCAGCCAUUCACCAGAGUCUAGAGUGGUCCUGUAUGCGCCUAGGAGCCAGGCGGAAUUGGAAGUCUUGAAACAUAUUAUGCAGGCUGCCGUGUGGGGGGUUGGUGGGAUCGAUCCUCAGAUCGACGACGAAAAGGUGUGA